Molecule: messenger RNA, 2274 nt
Organism: Pisolithus orientalis
Lineage: Eukaryota; Fungi; Basidiomycota; Agaricomycetes; Boletales; Pisolithaceae
Product: FAD-linked oxidoreductase-like protein
Exons: 8
Coding region: 203-2038 (611 amino acids)
Cellular component (GO): mitochondrion
Molecular function (GO): proline dehydrogenase activity; FAD binding
Source: RefSeq, a predicted model, not a curated record
GGUUCGGAAUUGCAAUGCACGCACCACUGCCGAGCCUCGUUCCCGGAAGUUCGGGUCCCACUUACAGUCGGAAGGAACUUGCGUUAGGCAUAUUUGAAGCUUGAAGGUGCGCCCGUGUGCCAUCUUUCUCUUAUCGAUCUUAUCCUUCGUCCCCGCUACUUACAGGCUUGCCUCGUUUUUACCGAUACUCUUCAAGACUCUCAUGGUGUAUGCUUUACGAUGUGGCGUGCUUAUCUCUCUACGUAGGAUUGGUGUUCUACGACAACAUUUCUCAUCGACCAGUCGGAGGCUCCUGUCGACCUCACCCGCACCGCCGACAUCGCGGUGGGAAUAUAUCUGCAAACGCCGGGCGCUGCUCUUGACUGGUGUCAUAUCCGGCUCAGCUGUAAUCGGUGUGUGGGCAGACGCGAAGUCGUGCCCUGACCCGUCAUUCGAACUUUCCUUUCGCCCUGCCUCAUCACCAGAAACGUCGAUCUCCAUAGCCCAGGCCCAGUCCACGGACCUAAUUCCCUUGCUACGCACAUACGUCGUAUACAGUCUCAUUUCGAUACCCUUCCUUGUGGACCAUACCUCACAGAUUCUUGACCAUCUGCUUCGGGUUCCUUUGGUAGGACGUGUCGUAGAAACAAUCGUGCGCGGGACUUUCUUCGCUCAGUACGUGGGCGGAGAGACAGUACAGGAUAUCUUGCCACUCAUUCGAGGUUUACGGUACGAAAACAAGGGUAUGCUGUUGGGGUACAGCGUAGAGGUCGACGAGAAUGUAGCAACGGGAAGCACCGGUCACGGUACCCCCAAGAGCCAGCGGUCACACAAAGAUGCCUCUAGUUCAGAACAACCCGUUCACAAACGUAUCGUGGAAGAGAUUAUCCAUAGCAUCGAUACGGUGGGCGAAUUUGAAGAUCGUCUUGCCUACGAGUCAGGGAUUGAGGGGCGUGGAACAUGGAUUGCCGUGAAACUCACCGCUCUUCUGCCUCGUGCAGAGUCGCUUCGCAACUUCUCCUUGCACCUCGUUAACACGCGACCAGAACCACCAGACUCCGUGCCGUUCCCCGGAACUCCAAGCUCAUCAGAUCUUGCUAUCUUAGAUAGGCAAUCACGUAGCCACCCGAAGUCUCCCUUGAGGGAGGAAGACGUUAGAGAUCUACAAGAACUGUACGCCAAUCUGAGAAGAAUCUGUUUGCGUGCGAAGGAACGAAGAAUUAAGAUUGUGAUUGAUGCCGAGUAUACCUGGUAUCAACCGGCGAUAGAUGCCUUUGGUCACGCACUGAUGGAACAGUUCAACAAACUUCCUGAGAAUUUCUGGACGAAGUGGUUGUUCUCUGGCUCUAGUUCUCAAAGAGGACCACAGCCCUUAGUUUAUAUGACGUAUCAAGCCUAUCUUCGGAGGACGCCAGCUCAUCUUGCUCAUUCGAUUGCACUCUCACGUAAGAGGGGAUACGCUUUAGGAGUCAAGCUUGUCCGUGGUGCAUACCACCCACACGAAAUAGCGUCACAUAUCCGCUCGUUACACACGAUGUCCAUAUCGACUGACCUAGAUCCCCCUGUAUACUCUUCUAAGGUAGAGACGGAUGCAUGCUACAACACUUGUGUUUCGGUAAUCGUGCGUGCGAUCGCCGAUGACAUCGGGUCUUCACCCGCGCAGCUGCCCCGUCUCGGUGUUGUAUUUGGGACACACAAUUGGGGAUCUUCAGAGUUGGUUCUUCAUGAAUUAGUCAAGAACGGAUUGGCACGUGAAGAAGGCGGGGUGAAUGAGCCGCGGUCGGUUGUUAUCCCUCGAGAAGUUGCGGAAAGAUGCACGUUUGCUCAGCUUUACGGUAUGGCAAAUUCGUUGACCAAUCAUAUCGUUGCACGUACCAGGAGCCCUAUACCCUUCGUAUUGAAGUACACGCCAUACGGGGCGCUCGGCGAGGUCAUGCCUUACCUCUCCCGGCGCGCAACUGAGAAUAAGUCUGUUCUGGGAAAUGGUGGAGCUACGCGUGAAAGGAAAGAAGCUGCAUUAGUGAUUUGGAAGAAGCUUUUUGGUAGCGUGGGGCUGUGAGCUUCUUAGUGAACCAUUUAGACACUUUAUAAGGCAAUAUUCCCGUCGUGGAGUGCUCUGACGCUGCAGACUAUCUUCUUGAUUGGACUAUCGGCCGAGCUUAUGAAUCGGUAGGCUGUCUUGACUGUAGCUGUGCUUAGUUUCUGUAGCUGGCUCCCCUUAGCACUGCGAUGUCAUUUGCCGGUAUUCAAGAAUCGACCUUCGUUGCCGCACAAUCGUGCUGAGCUAGAUACUUG